Sitodiplosis mosellana (orange wheat blossom midge) is the source of this 660-nucleotide messenger RNA. Its product is annotated as cytochrome P450 4V2-like. The record is from RefSeq and is a predicted model, not a curated record. Lineage: Eukaryota; Metazoa; Arthropoda; Insecta; Diptera; Cecidomyiidae. Gene Ontology annotation, molecular function: iron ion binding; oxidoreductase activity, acting on paired donors, with incorporation or reduction of molecular oxygen; heme binding. Bases 1 to 660 code for a protein of 219 amino acids. The transcript is spliced from 4 exons.
AUGUGGAAGGCACAACGCAAACAGCUGUCAACGUCAUUCAACAAUCAAAUUUGUCGGUCAUUUUUGCCGAUUUUCAAUCAGAAAGCCAAUGUUUUCGUUUGGAAUGUGCGUCGAGUGGUCGGUAAAGGGCACUUUGAUAUGCUGGAGUACACUUCUGCAUGGGCAUUGGAUGUUGUUUGUCAUACCGCAAUUGGCUCGGAAAUGAACAUACAGAGUGGUGAAAAUAUGCACUAUACGAAAGAACUCACGGAUUGGCUAACAGCAGUUACAUAUCGAAUUGCAAACGUAUUUUUGCACCCAGACACUAUUUAUCAACAAACGCGAUGGUAUCGACAAGAACAGAGUUUGACUUAUCAUAUUUUUUUAUGCCAUAGCAUAUAUCUGGCGGAUAAGUCAAACUCUGGACAAGAAUGUGCGGCGAUUGCAAUUUCCGAGGCCUUACAAGAGAAUAUAAUCUCGCAAAAGAUGGAUGAAUUCAUGCAAAGCAAUAACGAAGAUUUGAGUUUCAUAGAAGAAGACGAUGAUGACUCAACUUCUCAACUUCAUUACCGAUCAAGGCAUUCGCGAUCAAGUGUAUUUGAUAAUCUUUGCUGGUCAAGAUUCAUCUGCGCACACAGUGGCCAUGAUCAUUCUAAUGCUCGUGCUGCCUACGAAAAUUGA